AUGCCUGAGCCUCCCAACCCCCACCCCUUCCUCGACGCCGGCCCCGACUCUCCCCGCGACGCCGACGCCGGCGCCGUCUUCGUCCUCGAAUCAAAAGGGCAGUGGUGGCACGCCGGGUUCCAUCUGACGACGGCGAUAGUGGGGCCGACGAUCCUGACGCUGCCGUACGCUUUCCGAGGGCUGGGAUGGCCGGUAGGGUUCCUCUGCUUGACCGCCAUGGGAGUCGUGACGUUUUACUCCUACUACCUCAUGUCGAAGGUUCUCGACCACUGCGAGAAGGCCGGCCGCCGCCACAUCAGGUUCCGGGAGCUCGCCGCCGACGUGUUAGGGUCAGGAGGAAUGUUCUACUUUGUGAUAUUCAUACAGACAGCCAUAAACACUGGGGUUGGAAUAGGAGCAAUUUUGCUUGCUGGGGAAUGUGUUAAGAUUAUGUAUACAGAACUUUCUCCAAAUGGAUCCCUGAAAUUGUACCACUUCAUAGCCAUGGUUACCGUGGUAAUGAUGGUCAUCUCUCAACUACCAUCUUUCCACUCCCUCAGACAUAUUAACCUUGGUUCCCUGCUUCUCAGCUUGGGCUACUCAUUCCUGGCGGUUGUUGCGUGUAUUUAUGCAGGUACCUCUAAGAAUGCCCCUCCAAGGGACUACUCCCUAGAUUCUACGGCAUCAAUAAGGGUCUUCAAUGCCUUCACUUCCAUAUCCAUAAUAGCUGCUAUCUUUGGGAACGGCAUACUACCUGAAAUACAAGCAACAUUGGCGCCCCCAGCUACAGGAAAGAUGGUAAAAGGUCUUGUAAUGUGUUACACAGUAAUUUUCUUUACGUUCUACGCCACUGCAGUGUCUGGUUACUGGGUUUUUGGGAACAAGGCUAGUUCAAACAUUCUAGAGAGCCUUAUGCCAGAUGAAGGGCCUUCUUUGGCUCCAACAUGGGUCCUAGGUCUUGCUGUAGUAUUUGUUCUCCUUCAGCUUCUUGCCAUUGGCCUGGUUUAUUCUCAAGUUGCUUAUGAGAUAAUGGAAAAGAAAUCAGCUGAUGUCAAUCAAGGAAUGUUUUCGAAAAGGAAUCUGAUUCCUCGGAUAAUUCUUCGGUCGGUGUACAUGAUACUUUGCGGAUUCUUUGCUGCAAUGCUUCCAUUUUUCGGAGACAUAAGUGCUGUGGUUGGAGCUGUUGGGUUUAUCCCUUUAGAUUUCGUCCUUCCAAUGCUUCUCUACAACAAGACUCAUAAGCCAACAAAAUCGACCUUCACUUACUGGCUCAACAUGUCUAUAAUGGUUGUGUUCACUGCAGUAGGAUUGAUGGGCACAUUUUCUUCCGUAAGGAAAUUGGUUCUUGAUGCCAACAAGUUUAAGCUGUUUAGUGAUGAUGUGAUUGACUAAGCUUGUACAUAUAUGUAAAGCAGCCUUCCCCUUUUGUCAUGGAGAAGCUGUGCCAUUUGUGGCCCUUGUAGCUUGUAAUACCAAAAUUACAAACUUCACAAGUCACAACUGCUAUGUGUUAGUUAGGUUCUUAGUUAGUUUCUUUAUCAAAAGUCUCGGCUCAAUCGAUCUGUAUUGUAGACAUUAUGUAACCCGCAAACUCCAAAUCUGGGAAACUCUAGAGAAUGUGGUUGUUCUAAUUAAAAAUCGAAAAUCCUGGCUGGCCAAGAAGGCAAGAACCAAUUCU
This is a messenger RNA of Fragaria vesca subsp. vesca, 1657 nucleotides long. Its product is annotated as probable GABA transporter 2-like. The record is from RefSeq and is a predicted model, not a curated record. Gene Ontology annotation, cellular component: plasma membrane. Bases 1 to 1371 code for a protein of 456 amino acids. Lineage: Eukaryota; Viridiplantae; Streptophyta; Magnoliopsida; Rosales; Rosaceae. The transcript has 7 exons.